AUGGCGUCAAGGCUUGACCGACUUGUCACCAUCCUCGAGACGGGCAGCACUCGGUUGAUUCGAGACACUGCUGUCAAUCAGCUAGCUGACUGGCAAAAACAGCAUCCGGAUGAGCUCUUCAACCUGCUCAGCCGGGUCGUCCCUUAUCUCAGGCAUAAGGAUUGGGAGACCAGAACGACAGCCGCAAAGGCCCUCGGGAAAAUCAUUGAGCACGCCCCCGCAUACGAUCCCAAUGCUGCAGACGAACCAGAACCAGAGCCUCCCAAGAAGGAGGAACCUGUGGCUGAAAAUGGUGCCAUCAAGAAGGAGGAAGAGAAGGAGCAGUUACUUCUCGGCGCAGAGGAUUUCUUUCAUCUCGAAAGCCUCGACAUUGCCAUGAUCCUCCAACAUGGCAGGGAGUUGCUCCGCGGUGGCACAGUCGACUUUGCGCUGGCUGCCCUAGAACCUCAGGAUCGUCUGGCGCACCAGAAGAAGACGCUCACUGGUCGCUUGGGACUUCUUGGCCGGAAGUUUGAAGAUGAAGAGAUACCGAUCGUCAACGAGCAUGCCAACAGCCCUGCCACCCCGCAAGACACUACCAACACCAAUGGAGCGGGUCGUCAAGAGAACACCAACGGUGCUGCCACGCCAGGCCUGCCAGCCGAAGAGUCGGGCCUUAGUUCUCGACAACUGAACGUUUUAAAACGAAAGCGUAAGCGAGAGGCACAGAAAGCAGCUCAGGGCAAGAGCGGCUUUGGUGAUCUGUCCAUCAGGCGGUCGGCCACCGGUGGCUCUGAUGCCUUCGCCGACGACACACCCAUGCCAGACGCGGACUCGAAAAAGAACGGCAAAAUGAACGACUAUUUUAACCUUGAACGCCCCGCUGAUCUCGACGAGGACACCAAGGUCGUCUCGGAAUUCAAAGGACCGGUAAUUCCCAUUAAAUCGGAGAUCGAAGCAGACGACAGCGUGGAAGGUGCUGAAUGGCCGUACGAGCGGCUUUGCGACUUCCUGAAGGUGGAUCUCUUCGAUCCCCAGUGGGAAACGAGACAUGGAGCUGCUCUGGGCUUGAGGGAGAUCAUUCGAGUCCAUGGAGGAGGCUCGGGCCGGCAACAAGCCAAGUCUCGAGAUGAAAACGCCAAGGCGAAUCAACUUUGGCUGAACGACCUGGCCUGUCGCUUGUGCUGUGUGCUCAUGCUCGACAGGUUCACCGAUUACAGCUCGGAUACCUCCGUCGCUCCUAUCCGGGAGACUGUUGGCCAAACACUUGGCUCAGUGCUAUAUCAGGUGCCCCCCGAGUCUGUCCAUUCUAUUUACAGAAUACUCUAUAGAAUGGUCAUGCAGGAGGACCUGCAGCUGGACAGACAUAUUUGGGCGAUCUGCCAUGGAGGUAUGGUUGGUCUGAGAUAUGUCGUGGCCGUCAGGAAGGACCUGCUCUUGAAGGACAGUGAUAUGGUCGAUGGGGUCGUCCGUGCUGUCAUGAAAGGUCUCGGGGACAUGGACGAUGAUGUACGCUCUGUCAGUGCAGCUACGUUGAUUCCCAUGGCCAAGGAAUUCGUGGCUCUGCGGCCCGACGCAUUAGAAGGCCUCAUCAAUAUCGUCUGGGAGAGCCUAUCAAGUCUGGGCGAUGAUCUUAGUGCCUCGACCGGAAAGAUCAUGGAUCUACUGGCAAUCCUCUGCAGCUUCCCUGAGGUAUUGGAGACCAUGAAGUCAUCCGCCGAGCAGGACGAGGAGCGAUCUUUUACACUCCUCGUACCGCGUCUCUAUCCUUUCCUCCGUCACACCAUCACCUCUGUACGCCUGGCGGUCCUCAAGGCGCUGAUGACUUUCGUCAAUCUCGGGGCUGAAACCACUCACGGAUGGCUCAACGGCAGGGUUCUUCGGCUUGUCUUCCAAAACAUUCUCGUCGAGAGGGACCAAGAUACCCUGAAAAUGUCUCUUGAUCUUUGGUCAUCCUUGGCCAAGGCACUCGCGAAAGACCCGGGCCGUCUAGCAGAAGAGUUUGGACCACAUGUUGAUCCAUUGAUGCAACUCACUCUUCAUCCUGUCGGCGUUUCGCGCCACCCCCUUCCGAUGAACGCAAGUCUAUUCAUGAAGCCAUCUGGCGGGACAUAUAACCUGCCCGCCACCUUUUCAGCUACCGCUAGGAAAUCUUCGCCGCUAGAAGGCCCUGAGCGAGCCACGAAACGGAGAAGAAAAUCCACUAAAGUUGAUGAUGCGCCCAGUACUUCUCCGUCUCAUGAUGUCGACGGCGCCAUGAUGCAAGGCGAUGUCGACAUUGUCGGCGUCGAGACCCUUAUUCGAUCCCGAGUUUCUGCGGCCAAAGCGAUGGGCUUGGUAAUGUCACUCAUUCCGACGUCCCAGACGGAAUUGUACGACGCAAGUCUCACUCCGGCUCUGUCGUCUGCUUUCUCUUCCACUCAAAUGACUGCUUGCGCGAUCAUUGAUGAAUACGCGAAGAACUGCUCAGAAAAGACGGUUCCGGCACGAUUCGUCGAUCCCCUGCAGCAGAUCAUCGCCAGCGACAGGCCGUCGAACUACCGCGAUCUGGUCAGCUUUGUCCAACGAGUCAGGUCUCAGUGUCAACAACUGUUGAACCUUUUCCGAGACCACGGCAAGGUCAUGCCAAGCAGGCUGCCCAUCCUGGCUGUCGUGGUCCAGGGCGAGGCAGAAGCCGGACCAGGCGCGUUUUCCGUAGCCAACGCCGAGAAGGUCGUCGGGGAUGAUUACGAGAAAUUGAAGAAAGCCAUGGCCCCGGGUCAACGUCUCAUCGCGGGCCAGCAACUAGACGAGGCCAGGGAGGCAGUGGUUGACGCUUUGCAGGACGCUAAGACUGCGAAGGCUUCUCGUGAUGUUCGAAUCAAGGCAGCGGCCGGCUGUGCUCUCGUGGCCAUGGAUGUCCUCCCAAAGAAGCCUAGCCCUCUAAUCAAGGCUAUCAUGGAUAGUGUGAAGACGGAGGAGAAUCAGGAGCUCCAGAAACGCUCCGCUGCGACUAUUGCUCGUCUCGUCCAGCUAUUCACAGAGACUAGCCGCCGCGGCCCUGCCGACAAGGUCGUGGCAAACCUUGUCAAGUUCUCGUGUGUCGAGGUUGCCGAGACUCCAGAGUUCCCCGUCCAUGCCCAGAAAACAAAUCAGAUCCUCUCAAUGCAAAAGGAGGAGGACCGCGUCGAUCAUGCUGAUGCUGCCAAGUGGGCAAGAGAAGCGAAGGCGGCACGUAUCACUAGACGUGGCGCCAAAGAGGCCCUGGAGAUACUCUCGCAGACUUUUGGUGCCGAGGUGCUGAACACUGUGCCAAGUCUUCGUGCUUUUAUGGAGGAGCCAUUGACCAAGGCUUUCUCAGGCGAGCUCCCAGCAGAAGCCAGGGACCCUGAGAACACUUUCGGACAAGAGAUCGUGGACGCCAUGUCAGUGAUCCGUACCAUGACGCCGACACUGCACACAGGCCUUCACCCCUUCAUCAUGCAGAUGAUGCCCUUGGUGAUCAAGGCAUUACACUCCGAGCUAUCAGUCUUCCGAUACAUGGCAGCUAAGUGCAUCGCCACAAUUUGCAGUAUCAUUACUGUUGAGGGAAUGACUGCGCUCGUUGAAAAAGUCCUUCCUUCGAUCAACAACCCCGUUGACCUCCAAUGUCGCCAAGGCGCAAUUGAGGCCAUCUAUCAUCUGAUCGCCGUGAUGGGAGAUGGAAUCCUCCCCUACGUCAUCUUCCUCAUUGUCCCUGUUCUUGGUCGCAUGAGCGACUCCGACAAUGACAUUCGGCUGAUCGCUACAACCUCGUUUGCUACUCUUGUCAAGUUGGUGCCCCUCGAAGCAGGUAUUCCCGAUCCACCAGGCCUGUCCAAGGAGCUCCUGCAAGGACGGGAUCGCGAGCGCACCUUUAUCUCGCAGCUGCUGGACCCGAAGAAAGUGGAGCCUUUCAAUAUCCCCGUUGCCAUCAAAGCCGAGUUGCGCCAUUACCAGCAAGAAGGUGUCAAUUGGCUGCACUUCCUGAACAAGUACCACCUGCACGGCAUCUUGUGUGAUGAUAUGGGUCUUGGCAAAACCCUGCAGACUCUCUGCAUCGUAGCCAGUGACCAUCACCAGCGGGCUGAAGAAUUUGCCAAGACCGGCGCCCCCGACGUGCGGCGGCUCGCUUCGCUCAUUGUGUGCCCACCGACGCUCUCUGGUCACUGGCAGCAAGAGAUCAAGACGUAUGCCCCAUUCCUCAGCGUCACUGCCUAUGUUGGCAAUCCGGCGGAGCGGAAAGCGAUCAAAGAUCAGCUUGGCAAGACUGAUAUAGUCAUCACGUCCUACGAUGUCUGCCGUAACGACAUCGACAUCAUUGAGAAGUUCAACUGGAACUAUGUCGUGCUGGAUGAGGGACACCUUAUCAAGAAUCCCAAGGCUAAAAUCAGCCAGGCAGUAAAGAGACUGGCCAGCAACCACCGGCUCAUUCUCACGGGAACGCCGAUCCAGAACAAUGUCUUGGAGCUGUGGUCACUCUUCGAUUUCUUGAUGCCUGGUUUCCUUGGUGCUGAGAAGGUGUUCCUUGACCGAUUUGCUAAGCCUAUCGCUGCGAGCCGAUUCAGCAAAGCAUCAUCUAAGGAGCAAGAGGCAGGUGCCCUCGCCAUCGAGGCAUUGCACAAACAAGUCUUGCCAUUCCUGCUGCGGCGUCUCAAGGAGGAAGUGCUCAACGAUCUUCCGCCCAAGAUCCUUCAGAACUACUACUGCGAUCUCAGUGAUCUUCAGAAGAAGCUGUUCGAAGACUUCACCAAGAAGGAGGGCAAGAAGAUCCAAUCUGAGGCAGGAAGCGAGGACAAGGAAGCAAAGCAACACAUCUUCCAGGCUCUUCAGUACAUGCGGAAGUUAUGCAAUUCGCCGGCACUAGUUGUGCGCCCUGAGCACAAACUGUUCGAGGAAACCCAGCGAGUCCUGGCCAAGUCGGGUACCAGCCUCGAGGACCCUGUGCACGCGCCGAAGUUGACAGCGUUGCGAGAUCUCCUUGUUGACUGUGGUAUCGGUGUGGAGGGUACCGAUUCUAACGACCCCCUCUACCAACCCAUCAAACCACAUCGUGCGCUUGUCUUCUGUCAGAUGAAGGAAAUGCUUGACAUGGUUCAAAACACCGUGCUUAAGAGCAUGCUCCCUUCUGUUUCUUACCUGAGGCUCGACGGUUCAGUAGAGGCGAGCAAGCGACAAGACAUUGUCAACAAGUUCAACAGCGACCCCUCUUUCGACGUUCUUCUUUUGACGACUAGUGUCGGUGGUCUGGGUCUGAAUCUGACAGGUGCCGACACUGUUAUCUUUGUGGAACACGACUGGAACCCACAGAAGGACCUGCAGGCCAUGGACCGAGCUCACCGCAUCGGCCAGAAGAAGGUUGUCAAUGUGUACCGCCUGAUUACACGUGGCACCCUCGAGGAGAAGAUUCUCAAUCUUCAGCGCUUCAAGAUCGAUGUGGCCUCCACAGUGGUGAACCAGCAGAACGCGGGCCUGGGAACCAUGGACACAGACCAGAUUCUAGACUUAUUCAGUCUUGGGGACACGGGCCCGAGUCUCAUAGCAGACAAAUCAGCUGGUGGCAUGGAGGGCAGAGAGGAGGACAUGGUUGACAUAGAGACGGGCGACGUGAGGCAGCCAGGCAAGAAGGCGGCGUGGCUCGAGGACCUGGGCGAGUUGUGGGACAACCGCCAGUAUGAGGAAGACUUUGAUCUCGAUGGCUUCCUGAAGACCAUGCAAUAG
This is a messenger RNA of Thyridium curvatum, 5697 nucleotides long. RefSeq lists its product as uncharacterized. The record is from RefSeq and is a predicted model, not a curated record. NCBI's taxonomy places the organism in Eukaryota, Fungi, Ascomycota, Sordariomycetes, Thyridiales, Thyridiaceae. The transcript has 3 exons. Gene Ontology annotation, molecular function: ATP binding; ATP-dependent chromatin remodeler activity; TBP-class protein binding. Bases 1 to 5697 code for a protein of 1898 amino acids.